AUGGCUGGAAAGAAAGUGCUUAUGCUCGGUGCUGGCUUCGUCACACGUCCCACCCUUGAUGUUCUCAGUGAUGCUGGCAUUGAGGUCUCUGUUGCAUGCAGAACUCUCGAAAGUGCAAAGAAGCUCGCCGAAGGAGUAAAGAACGCCAAACCUAUCUCCCUCGAUGUCACAGACGACAAAGCCCUCGAUGCUGAAGUCGCCAAGAAUGACCUUGUCAUCUCCCUUAUACCCUACACCUUCCAUGCAACUGUCAUCAAGUCUGCCAUCCGAAACAAGAAGAACGUUGUCACAACCAGCUAUGUCUCACCCGCAAUGCUUGAGUUGGACGAGGAAGCCAAGAAGGCUGGCAUUACCGUCAUGAACGAGAUUGGUCUUGACCCUGGAAUCGAUCACUUGUACGCCAUCAAGACCAUCGAGGAAGUACACAAGGCUGGAGGAAAGAUCGUGUCAUUCUUGUCAUACUGUGGUGGGCUACCAGCUCCUGAGGCAUCAGACAACCCUCUUGGUUACAAAUUCUCCUGGUCAUCUCGAGGUGUCUUGCUUGCAUUGAGAAAUGCUGCCAAGUACUACAAGGAUGGUAAUGUUGUGGAUAUACCAGGCAAAGAACUCAUGGGUACCGCCAAGCCAUACUUCAUCUACCCUGGAUUCGCAUUCGUUGCCUACCCCAACAGAGACUCAACCCCCUACAAGGAGCGAUACAACAUCCCAGAGGCGCAGACUAUCAUUAGAGGUACCUUGAGAUAUCAAGGCUUCCCCGAGUUCGUCCGUGUUCUAGUCGACAUGGGUUUCCUCAGCGACGAGGCUCAAGAUUACCUCAAGGAGCCAAUAUCUUGGAAGGAUGCUACCAAGAAGAUCUCGUCAGCCACUUCCGCGUCUGAGGAAGAUCUUAAAUGGGCCAUCGCCUCGAAGGCUCAGUUCAAAGACACCGAGGAGAAAGAGCGCAUUAUUGCCGGUCUCCGUUGGGUCGGUAUCUUCUCUGAUGAAAAGAUCCUGCCCCGUGGUAACCCGCUUGAUACCCUCUGCGCUACUCUCGAGAAGAAGAUGCAGUUCGAGGAAGGCGAGCGUGAUCUCGUUAUGUUGCAACACAAGUUCGAAAUCGAGAAUAAGGACGGCAGCAAGGAGACCCGGACUUCUACUCUUGUUGAAUACGGUGACCCUAAGGGCUACAGUGCUAUGGCCAAGUUGGUCGGUGUUCCUUGCGGUGUUGCUGUCAAGCAGGUGCUUGAUGGCACGAUCUCGGAGAAGGGUAUCUUGGCACCUAUGUCUUCGAAGAUUAAUGAUCCAUUGAUGGCGGAGUUGAAGAAAUAUGGUAUCUUCUUGGUUGAGAAGACUAUUUCGUAG
This is a messenger RNA of Lachnellula hyalina, 1341 nucleotides long. It is a transcript of the gene LYS3, whose product is annotated as Saccharopine dehydrogenase [NADP(+),L-glutamate-forming]. The transcript has 3 exons. Lineage: Eukaryota; Fungi; Ascomycota; Leotiomycetes; Helotiales; Lachnaceae. Bases 1 to 1341 code for a protein of 446 amino acids. Gene Ontology annotation, molecular function: saccharopine dehydrogenase activity. The record is from RefSeq and is a predicted model, not a curated record. Gene Ontology annotation, cellular component: cytoplasm.